Molecule: messenger RNA, 789 nt
Organism: Onychomys torridus (southern grasshopper mouse)
Lineage: Eukaryota; Metazoa; Chordata; Mammalia; Rodentia; Cricetidae
Product: phospholipase A2-like
Exons: 7
Coding region: 1-789 (262 amino acids)
Biological process (GO): lipid catabolic process; arachidonate secretion; fatty acid biosynthetic process
Molecular function (GO): calcium ion binding; phospholipid binding; signaling receptor binding
Source: RefSeq, a predicted model, not a curated record
AUGAAACUCCUUUUGCUGCUCACUCUGCUCACAGGCGCUACAGCACACAGCAUCAGCCGUCGGGCUGUGUGGCAGUUCCGCAAUGCGCUCGAGUGCACCUUUACUUGGAUUGAUGCCUUUUCAGAUUACAACUACUAUGGCUGCUACUGUGGCUUGUUUAGUUGGGGCAACCUAGUGGAAGACAUAGACAGGUGCUGCCGGACUCAUGACCACUGCUACGCUCAGGUCUAUAACCUGGAAAACUGUGGAUUCCUCAUUAGAAAUCCCUACACCAGCCCCUACUCAUACUUGUGCUCUGGGAAUGAGAUCACCUGCAGUGACAAAAACAACCCCUGUGAGGCCUUCAUCUGCAACUGUGACUGCCAGGCCGCCAUCUGCUUUUCCAAGACUCCAUACAUCAAGUAUUACAAAGGCAAUGGCUGUGUUACUACAUCCCGAGUCAGACGUCAGGCUGGGUGGCAGUUUGGCAAUCUGUUCAAGUGCACUAUCCCUUUGGCUUUUCCCUUCACGCAGUACUAUUAUGGCUGUUUCUGUGACUAUUUCAGCAGGGACACCCAGGUGGAAGAGAGAUGCUGCCAGACUCGUGACCACUGCCGUGAUCAGGUCAAGAAGCUGGAAAACUGCAAGUUCCUCAUAGAUGACCCCUACGGAAGGCUCUACUCAUAUUCGUGCUCCGGGAAUGAGGUCAUAUGCAAUGAGGAAAACAACACCUGUGAGGAUUUGAUCUGCAACUGUGACCGCCAGGCUGCCGUCUGCUUCUCCAAGCAGAACAAAGGCAUUCAGUGUUAG